AGGGCCGGCGGUUUAUCCGAAGAUCGACUUCGGGAUGGCACGGAGGUCUGGAAUCCGAAGACUACUCUGGAUCCUCAUAUUAUGUACCGGAUUCUCACUCACCGUUAUUCAGGCGAAAGGGUUGAUUGAAUACUUCAGGAGCAAUCCAACGGCCCAGACUAUACGGAUCGAGUCCCGAGCCAGAGUGGAGUAUCCAGAAAUAACAGUUUGUCCUGGAGUCACGUGGAAUUUCACUGCACUCAAGCUCCUCAACGUGACCGGGUUUUCGGCUUACAACUCGAUUUGGAGCGACUUGUUUCAGGAAUUGCUUAACAUUAGCGUCUUGGAAGCACUGAAUUCAUAUUCCUUAUGGGACCUUUCUAAAAUAGUGGUUUUAUGCACUUUCCCCAUCAAUCCCCAAAAUUACGAAUAUUAUCGUUGUUCUCCUCGUGAUGGCUAUACCUGGAUAAAUGGGAGCCGGGUCUAUGAAACGGAAGCGGGAUACUGGAGAGAGACACGGAUUGUGAAUUGGAGCGGCUCCAAUUCGCCUCUGAAAUAUUGCUACACUUUCCAUGUUAAAUCAAGCCUCCGGAUGCGGCUUUCCUCCAUUUCCCCUGUCAUGGAAUUUGCUUUGAGCUUCAAAGACUCCAUCGAUGAAUCCGGCGACUUUGGCGAACCCUAUUACGAGAUCCGCAUCGACUCGCCGGACGAACCGUUCACAGCAGUGAGGAAUGUGACAUCCUCAGGGAAGACCUUCUUCCUCUUGGGCGAAAGGAGUUACAUGCUGAGCCUCUCUCUUAAGUACUACGAAUUCUUGCCUUCGGGAAGUAAGUGCAAUGGGGACGAGGAAUACGACUACAAGAAGUGUUUGGAAACCGCAUUAGUGGAGUACAUGAAUGAAGCCCCGUGUAUCCAGCCGUCAGUAUUACCGAUCAAACAUGACCAAGCAGCAACGAUGCGCCAUUGCAACACUUCUCAAGACCAAACAGAUUUUAUCAACUUCUACGAUGAAUUGCAUGAAGAUUUUGAUCCUGGAUGUCCGAGGAAAUGCAAGAGGAAAACGUAUAACGUGAUCCAACUCGAUGAUCCAGACAUUCCUCUCCGGCAUUACGGCAUGAUCAAGUUGAAUACCCCCACAGCCGAGGUUGAGAUAGUGGAAGAGCAUUCGCUGACAUCGCUGGAACAGUUUCUCUCCAGCAUCGGAGGGAUGGUUGGGCUCUACCUGGGCGUCUCUCUCCUCGGUGUAUACGAAUGCUUGGAGAUUCUUGCAAUUUGGGUCAGGAUUCGACUCCUCAGGGCUCAGAUUAUACGCGCAAAUCUAUGAAUUGAAUGGGGUAAAGAGUUUUGGUGAGCCUCAUCUCCUAGGUAUGAAUGCCGUAAUGAGGGUAACCAGGAAACCUGGAAUCGUAGCAUUCCUAAAAUUGCAGUUCUCUUUCAUCGCUUGGCAAUUUAAGAUUCCUUAACGGUCGCAUGGACCGGAAUUUCUGCUGCUUUCUUGCAUGCGAGGUGCUUACAAAAUUGCGUUUUACACAUUUAUUACAAUCAUUGCACGUUCGUCCUCUGUACGAGGAUUUUCAAAGGCAACAGCAAAAGUUGAAGUAGCUGAAGCCUUCAAGCAUCGGCAGCAUCGUUAAACACAAUUUUCACGAUGAAACUGAAGUAGGAUUUAAGUAAACCAUUGCAACGUAUUACUUGCCUACUUUAAAAUUUUUCUUUUUUGAAGUCUCUAAGUAAAAAUGGGCAUGAGAAAGUCGGAACAUAUUUCAGACUUUCUUUAAAUCAUUUUUAGUCGUUUUGAGCAUGCCAUUUACUGAUGCGAUAAUCAUGCAUAUUUUCAUCAUUUCUUAAAAAUGCAUCUUUAGCAAAUUCACUUGAUAUUAUU
Molecule: messenger RNA, 1861 nt
Organism: Darwinula stevensoni
Lineage: Eukaryota; Metazoa; Arthropoda; Ostracoda; Podocopida; Darwinulidae
Source: the annotation of a GenBank genome assembly